This is a messenger RNA of Xiphophorus hellerii (green swordtail), 1676 nucleotides long. RefSeq names its product charged multivesicular body protein 3 (gene chmp3). Lineage: Eukaryota; Metazoa; Chordata; Actinopteri; Cyprinodontiformes; Poeciliidae. The coding region runs from base 130 to 795 and encodes 221 amino acids. Gene Ontology annotation, biological process: vacuolar transport. The transcript is spliced from 6 exons. The record is from RefSeq and is a predicted model, not a curated record.
GAUUUUUUCCUGUUGGAACGCAGCCGUAGAGACCCGGGGUUAGACACCAGGAAGUGCUCGUAGUACAACCUCUCCCUGCUAGCUAGCGUCAGUCAGAGAGGUUAGUACGGUUGAAACCCAGCACACAACAUGGGGCUGUUCGGCAGGACACCGGAUAAACCCCCCAAAGAACUGAUUAAUGAGUGGUCUCAAAAAAUCAGAAAGGAGAUGAGAGUGAUUGACAGACAAAUUCGAGAUAUUCAAAGAGAGGAGGAGAAAGUUAAACGCUCCAUCAAAGAUGCUGCCAAAAAGGGACAGAAAGAUGUUUGUGUCAUUCUCGCUAAGGAGAUGAUUCAGUCGAAACGGGCCGUCACAAAACUUUACGCCUCCAAAGCCCAGAUGAACUCGGUGCUUCUCAGCAUGAAGAAUCAACUGGCUGUGGUUCGAGUAGCUGGAGCGCUGCAGAAGAGCACAGAGGUCAUGAAAGUCAUGCAGAACUUGGUUAAAAUCCCAGAGAUCCAGGCCACAAUGAUGGAGCUUUCAAAGGAGAUGAUGAAGGCUGGAAUAAUUGAGGAAAUGCUGGAGGACACGUUUGAGAGCAUGGAAGACGGAGAGGAGAUGGAGGAAGCAGCAGAGGAGGAAGUUGACAAGAUUCUCUUUGAGAUCACAGCAGGGGCUCUUGGUAAAGCUCCAAGCAAAGUGACGGAGCCGCUUCCGGACCUGCAGCCUCCGGGAGCCUCAGCUGCUGCUUCGGACGAAGAGUCGGAGGAAGACAUCGAAGCCAUGCAGUCCAGACUGGCGGCUCUGAGGAGCUAGAGUUCCCCGCCGCGGUUAGAGUCACUUUGCACAUUUCUCCAGUGCUGAGCAUCCUCCGCUUCAUCGUCACCUGGGUUAACAUUGUGCUUCAACAGUUGUUUCUUUUAAUCCAGCCUGAUUAAAAAGGUGAUGUUUUCUGUUAUCUGCAGUGACUCUAGCAACGUCUUUACUCUCCAAAGUCAAUCAGAAGGUUUAUGGGGGUGUAUAUAAUGUAAGUAUGAUCAGCCUUCUGUGCCUACAGUGGUUAUUCUCUCUCUCCUAUGUCAGUGUUUAUGACCCAAACUGACCAGCUGGGGAGGAAGUUUUUAAUCUUUUAGGAAACUUUUUGUUCAGUUACCAGGAAUUAAUCCGCCAACGAUAUCUGAAACACUAGAGGUGAUGGGCAGAGCUUUCAUUUGUUUCUAUUUCCAUUAAUAUAUCUGUUGUUUUUUUCGUGCUCACGAGUGUUAUGAACAUUAAAAUACUACUUCUACACUGCAAAAACACAAAAUCUUACCAAGUAUCUUUGGUCUAGUUUAUAAUGCAAACACUGAAAUACGUUCAUAACGUAUUCAACUUAUUUUCAGACAAUAAUUACUUGAUAUUGAUGAAAAAUUGCUAGUUUGACUGGCAGAUUAUUUCACCUACAGCAAGACAUUUUUUCAUUGUAUAAGUGAAAUGAUCUGCCUGUGGCGCUAGAACUUUCUCAUAAAUAAUAAGUAAUUAUUUACUUAUAAUAAUCUCCUACAUCUUGCUGAAAAGUUACUUAUUUGAAGUGUACUAAAAACUAGGCUAGAAAAAAACUCAGAUUUUUUUGUUUUUGCGCUGAAUAAAGAACAUCCUCACUGCAAAACGACAAAUUCUUACCAAGUAUUUUUUGUCUAAUUUUAGUACAAAUUUCU